Alternaria rosae is the source of this 1270-nucleotide messenger RNA. Its product is annotated as translation initiation factor eIF 4e-like domain-containing protein. The record is from RefSeq and is a predicted model, not a curated record. Gene Ontology annotation, cellular component: cytoplasm; eukaryotic translation initiation factor 4F complex. The transcript has 3 exons. Gene Ontology annotation, molecular function: translation initiation factor activity; RNA 7-methylguanosine cap binding. NCBI's taxonomy places the organism in Eukaryota, Fungi, Ascomycota, Dothideomycetes, Pleosporales, Pleosporaceae. Gene Ontology annotation, biological process: translational initiation. Bases 261 to 1031 code for a protein of 256 amino acids.
UUCUUCCCGACAGACACGCCCGCCGCAAACAGCCACCGCACACUCGACCUUUCCCUCACCCGACGCAAGACAGGCAGCCCAGGCCCGCGACACGUCCCGUAUAAUCGCCCGGUGCGAUUGCGACAGCCCCACCUUCACCUCAUCCCGCCCACCACCAAUCGCCUUAAAAUCCCACACGACUCGCUACCAUCGUCUUUGUAGCAUCUUCACCGCCCCAUUACCCCAUAAUCUCCCUACAAACCCCAAACACAACCUCCACAAUGGCCGAAGUUGCAUCAGCAUCGCACGCCGACCAGCAGGUGCCGCUGGACACCAUCCCCAUCUCGCCCACUGAGAACUCGGGCGAGGGCCAGGAACAAUCUUCCACCACCAACUCCGGCGGCGAGGGCGAGAUCCGCACCGUCUUCCACGACCCCGAGAACUUCAACGUCAAGCACCCGCUUAUGAACACAUGGACGCUGUGGUUCACCAAGCCCCCGAGCGGCAAGGGCGACAACUGGGCUGAGCUGUUGAAGGAAGUCAUCUCGUUUGACUCGGUCGAGGAGUUUUGGGGCAUCUACAACAACAUUACCCCCACAUCCGACCUCGCGCUGAAGUCCGACUACCACCUCUUCAAGAAGGGCAUCAAGCCCGAGUGGGAAGACCCGCAGAACAAGCACGGCGGCAAAUGGGCCUUCCAGUUCAGGGAGAAGAAACAGGUCAACAUCGAUGCGCUCUGGCUCCAUGUCAUGCUUGCUGCCAUCGGCGAGAACCUCGAGGACGAGGACGACAACGAAGUCAUGGGUGUCGUCGUCAACGUUAGGCGAGGCUUCUACCGUAUCGGUCUAUGGACACGCACUGUCGGCCGCGCCAUCCCCGGCGAUGCAGGCAAGGGCAGGACCCAGGAGAAGGGCAAGGAGAUUCUGCUGAAGAUCGGAAAGCGGUUCAAGCAGGCGCUCCAGCUCAAGGAGAACGACGUCGUCGAGUUCUCUGGCCACACCGAGGCUGCCAACGCGGGCAGCACUCGUGCGAAGGCCAAGUUCAGCGUCUAAAAGGUUCCACCACACAUCCAAGUCUGCCACACGAUGCUUGCUACUUGCAACAUCCUCCGUCGUCCUCGGACACACGGCGCACCCCACCCUUGGGCUGCAUUUCCUCGAUUUAUUCCCUGUUUGGUCUAAAAGUAUCUCGCUUAACGGUUCAUGAUACACGGACUGAAUUUCUAGCAUGGCGUCUGCAUGGGCGGCGAAGGGUGACACUGGGUUCUCCACAUGGAUCAUAUGGCCAUGGC